Xyrichtys novacula (pearly razorfish) is the source of this 1109-nucleotide messenger RNA. Lineage: Eukaryota; Metazoa; Chordata; Actinopteri; Labriformes; Labridae. The record is from the annotation of a GenBank genome assembly.
AUGAAAGUCUCCGUGUUGAAGGGCGUCUGUGUAAUUAAUGAAGCCGAGUUCAGGAGGCUCAGCGCUGAUGUGGGAACGAAGCCGGAGGUAAUCCUUGUUUAAUGUUUGGAUUUUCUUAAUGACAGAGGCAGUCCCUGCUAAUGAACCUGCGAGCUCUCCGUCUGCUCGUCAGCUCCACUUUCUGCAGUUUGGGGUCAGCCGGAAAGAUUCCCAUCCAGACGACCUGAGCGGGUUUUAGUAUUCACGUCACAGACACAGAAAUCCUCCUCAGAGUGAGACCUCGCCGCUCGCUCUGUAAAUGUGAGUUCAUGUCAGGCGCUGACUGGAAUUCAGAUUCGCUCUGCUGCUAAAUGAGGGUCAAAUUAGGAGUUCGACUUCCUGUUAGAGGCUCUCAGACUUCACUCCGCCUCCUCACUUCAGUGUUUCUGACAGUUCCUGAGUUUUUUAUCCAUCCAGUAAAUCUGUGCGGGAUUUUAAUAAAGAUCAAAUAAAGAUAAAAAAGGCAGCAGUAUCCUGGAAUAUCCUGACUGUGAAAAACAAAAACAAGUGCCUACAUCUCCCAUCAUGCAAUGGAUACUACUGUUACAUUAAAACCCCCGCCGCAUCUCCUAACAAUUAUACAAUAAGAAGUUAUUAAAACAUAGAAUUCCACCUGACCACGUCGAAUACUAGAGCAGGCAGAGCAGCAGCAAAGACCUCUGGGAGACAGAGCAGCAAAGACCUCUGGGAGACACAGCAGCAAAGACCCCUGGGAGACAGAGCAGCAAAGACCUCUGGGAGAUAGAGCAGCAAAGACCUCUGGGAGACAGAGCAGCAAAGACCUCUGGGAGACAGAGCAGCAAAGACCUCUGGGAGACAGAGCAGCAAAGACCUCUGGGAGACAGAGCAGCAAAGACCUCUGGGAGAUAGAGCAGCAAAGACCUCUGGGAGAUAGAGCAGCAAAGACCCCUGGGAGACAGAGCAGCAAAGACCCCUGGGAGAUAGAGCAGCAAAGACCUCUGGGAGACAGAGCAGCAAAGACCUCUGGGAGACAGAGCAGCAAAGACCCCUGGGAGAUAGAGCAGCAAAGACCUCUGGGAGACAGAGCAGCAAAGACCUCUGGGAGAUAG